GUGUCGCUUCCGCACAGCGCACUGUGGCUGAAAUCGUUGCUUCUCGCGUAGGACUCGGGCCAGAAGCCGCUCUUUCCCAGGCUGUGCCGUGCCGGAACGCUCUGCUCCGGUCCCGCCCGCUCCGCUCCGGGCUUUCCGUCCGAUCCUCGCUUCCCGCCGGCGCAAGGCCCCGUCCCCGCCCGCGGCCGCGUAGUCGGAGCGGCGCGGCGUUGCCGCGGUUGCCGUUGGUCGCUAUGCGCUUUAGGGCUAAGAUCGUGGAUCUCGCCUGUCUCAACCACUUCAGCCGUGUAAUUAACACGAUCGCGAAAUUAGCCAAGAGCUGCACCCUGCGUCUGACAGAGAGCAAGCUGUACUUCAUCCUGUCCGACAGAGUUGCUAAUGGAGGAGUCAGCAUGUGGGGCGAGCUGUGCCAGGGGAAUUUCUUUGAUGAAUAUCAGAUGGAGGGAGUAGCUGUAGAUCACAAUGAAAUAUAUUUAGAGCUCAUGCCUGAGAACCUGUCAAGAGCAUUAAAAACAGCCCAGAGUGCAAAGGCAGUGAAGAUCAAGUUGACUAACAAACAUUCUCCCUGUCUCAGAGUUGCUGUGGAGCUACCAUCCUUAUCAAGCAGCAGUAGGAUUGUGACACAUGACAUUCCUGUGAAGGUUAUUCCCAGAAGACUAUGGAAUGACUUCAGAGAGCCCAGUGUGCCAGACUUUGAUGUCAGUAUUUACCUACCAGCACUGAAAACAAUGAAGAAUAUUGUGGAGAGAAUGAAGAAUAUCAGCAAUUGUAUUGUGAUUGAAGCAAAUUUGAGUGGAGAAAUGAACUUAAAAAUAGAAACUGAUGUAGUAUCUGUAACAACACAUUUUAAAGAUUUGGGAAAUCCUCCCUGGGCAUCAGAGGAUGGAUGUCAAAGCUCUGCUCCAGGCAGAGAUCUGCAGAGCAUGGCUGAAGCACGCAUAGACAUCAAGAAGUUGCAGCAGCUGCUUGUAGGACAGCAGGUCAAUCCCACAAAAGCCUUGUGCAAUAUCGUGAGUAAAAGAAUUGUCCACUUUAUCUUGCUCCAUGAAGAUGUUUCACUUCAGUAUUUUAUUCCAGCGCUUGUCUGAAUGUUUUGGAAUCGUAGCCAUUUUCCAACUGAGGCCUUUCCCACAAAGUGGGGUAGCAACUUACCUUGGUGUUGUCUGGUUUAUAAAUAUGUUUGUGAUUUUCUGUGAGAUAGGGGUGGGUGGGAGGAAAGGGGUCACUAGUCUUCUUUUAAUAAAAUGUAAGAUGUAAUCCAUCAAUUGAGGCAAACAAAUGCUUUAUGCUGUUCUUUUGAAGCAGUUGACACCUGUGCUUGUUGAGUCACUGGAUCUGUAGAAAUCUCAUUCUUCUUAAUGGUGCUGCUUGUCUGCUUCCAGAAAGGACAAGGUAGGGUGGUUGUUUCUUUGUUAGGAAUAUUUUUUUGGAAUAUGUGGGACAUUCAGCCUGUGGAUAUUCAAAUUGAACGUUUUUACUCUUUCAGAAAAGAAGACAGUUCUGGGUGUUAUAGUGUGGUACAACCAGGCAGGCGUUCACUGCACAUGUUUACUGAGCACAGGCAGCUGUUAAGCAUGUUUGUUGUUUUUUUUUAAUUAAAUAGCUAAGAAGCACUUUAAGUUUCUGACUCUAAUGGCAGGAGAUCCUGAAAGCAGAAGACUUUCAAGACACGUUGCACCUCCUGGUUAUCCAGAUGUCUGUAUUUGAGAUGAACUGCUGAGUUACGCUCCUGUUGUUCACGCUGUGUUUUGGUUAAAGUGCAAGGCCAGUAGGAAGUGGACAGAUAAGUAAUCCAGAAUUGAAGCUUUCUGGAGCAGUUAUAGAAUUGUUGUUCUUGAGUGGGGAAAUAAUUCCAAUUUGGCAUUGUUGGAAACGCUUGGAAUCCAUAAUUUUCCAUCAGGCAAAGAUAUCAGUGAAGCAGGAUUUUAUCAUUCUGUAUUACAGUAGCGGCUGCGCGCCCCCUUGUGGCAGGGGUGAAAACGCACUGAAUCAGUGGAACACCAUCGUGCAGCCUUUUCUUCCAUCGCAUUACGACUCUCCUGUUCCCCUAUUGGCUAGGUGCUCCAGGCUCACAAUAUACGCAACGUGUUUGCUUAUCAAUUUUUCCAUAUAAGGUCUAUCACCAAGCUAUUGUUUUUAAGAUCACUUUGGGUGCAGGAGGGUGAUGUUUCUUGAAGCUGUCAUGCCUGUUUCAUUGCAUGCCAGGCUUUCCUUACUCUGCUCUGUAUUUUUUGCCUUAUCCCUCGCUACUUACAAAAGCCAUGUUUAAGAAAGAAGAAACCCAUAUCAGGUAGUAUCUAAAGGUUAACUAGCCCCAAUUCCUGAUUUAUGAUACCUUUUAUGGUGUUCUAGGAAGCAUAGAUUAUUUAUUUACAUUUAUUUAGCAGCCUUUUCCUUUUCAAUGAACUUAAACAUUCUUUUGUGAAAGUUGGUAUUGUUCGUGUUUGAUCACUGUGGGUGUUGCUCAGACCCUUUGGAUUAAUUUACUACCCUGUUCGGGGCAUCCUAGCCUCCAUUCUGUUCUGCUGCUCAGCAUUGUUCUUGUGAAAAACAACCAAGGCAGGCAUUUUAACCUGCAUAGCUAUUUUGUAAGAAAGGUGUAAGUUUGGUAAGGGUCUGUACCUUGGUAUUGGAAGUUUCUACUGCAGAAACACAAUUCUCACGUCAUGCAGCUAUGAAAAGAAUCUAAGAGCAGUCUUGCCAAGAGAAGUUAUUGAUAGUUCUAAAAUACUGUGUUGUUGCAUACUCUGAGUAUCUGAAGAAGAGACAUAAUAGGUUUCCCAUAUAUUGUUUUAUGAUCUGCAAAAAGACCAUCUAUUCUUAGUUUAUGCCCUGGUGAGAUGGUGAAAUAGGCAUUGAGGGAUAGGAACAAAGCUGCUAUCCUGUGCUCUGUUACUGUGGAAAGCUGCAUCACAAGCUUCUUAGAUUCCCUGUCAGAAACUUUUCCAGAGAUUCCCCCCUUCUUGUAGAUGCAUGUAUUCUUUUUGCUGAUGUUUUCCUUUUUGCUGAGAUUGAUUUUAUUUUAUUUUUUUUUUAAUUCUUUUUAGUGAGAAAAGCCCUUCUCCAUACUGAAAGAUUUUUAUCAAAGCCACUUCUAUGCCUCUUUUUGCUUAUAAGGCUAAGUGUGCUUCCUGGAAGCUUGUCCCUUAAUUCUGAUGUGUUACAAGAGUUCUGCAACUGACUUGUUGUUUUCACUUUUUAUGCUAACGCAUAUUGCCCUUGUAUGCAUCCAGGUGUGUCUUGAACAUCUCCAGAGGAGAAUCCACCACCCCUUGGGCAGCCUGUUCCAGGGCUCUGUCACCAUUACUGUGUAGAAAUUCUCAUGCACGUUUGUGCAGAACUUCCUCUGCUUCAGUCUGUGGCCCUUUCCCCUUGUCCCAUGAACACACACUGCUGAAAGGAGUCUGGCCUCGUCCCUUUGCCUCCUGCACCUUAGGUAUUAAGACACUUACCAGAUCCCUGAGUCUUCUUUUCUCAAGGCUGAACAGACUCAGGUUACUCAACCUUCCCUCAUAAGAGAGGUGCUCCAAGCCCUUUGUGCCCCUCCACUGGACUCUUUCCAGGAGAUCCCUGCCUUCUUUUGUACCGGGGAGCCCAGAACUGGACACAGUGCUCCAGGUGCUCCUGGACCAGCCCUCCUCAAAUAGGGGGAACCUCUCCAUUUCCCAGACUCUCUUCCCUCCAGGGUCCGGGAGUCCCAAGGGCAAGUCUUUGAACAUUCCAAACCAUGGGACUUUAACCCACUCCAAACCAUAACAGAAAACAGCAAUAAGAAUACUGACAACACCAGAACAAGAUGUGGGGGACUCAAACCUCUAUGCCACCUUCACUGUCCGCAGAGGUCUGUUCUCUGCUCAUAUUACAAUAUUCCCACAACCUUAGCACCAAAUGGCCACCGUGGUGGGACUUAAAGCCACAGUCUUUGGUGGGACACAAAGCCUUAUUUAAGUUGAACCCUUUUAUCAAGUCGGUGAGGGGACUUGAACCUAUAUACCAAACCUUGGUGCUGUCCAGGCUUUUGCCUGAAA
Lagopus muta (rock ptarmigan) is the source of this 4028-nucleotide messenger RNA. It is a transcript of the gene HUS1, whose product is annotated as HUS1 checkpoint clamp component. The record is from RefSeq and is a predicted model, not a curated record. The transcript is spliced from 8 exons. Gene Ontology annotation, cellular component: site of double-strand break; nucleolus; checkpoint clamp complex. The coding region runs from base 234 to 1088 and encodes 284 amino acids. Lineage: Eukaryota; Metazoa; Chordata; Aves; Galliformes; Phasianidae. Gene Ontology annotation, biological process: telomere maintenance; mitotic DNA replication checkpoint signaling; meiotic DNA integrity checkpoint signaling.